Molecule: messenger RNA, 4565 nt
Organism: Anguilla anguilla (European eel)
Lineage: Eukaryota; Metazoa; Chordata; Actinopteri; Anguilliformes; Anguillidae
Gene: crebrf
Product: creb3 regulatory factor
Exons: 9
Coding region: 333-2375 (680 amino acids)
Biological process (GO): regulation of transcription by RNA polymerase II; response to unfolded protein
Cellular component (GO): nucleus
Molecular function (GO): DNA-binding transcription factor activity, RNA polymerase II-specific; RNA polymerase II transcription regulatory region sequence-specific DNA binding
Source: RefSeq, a predicted model, not a curated record
UCACGCGCUUUCUAGAGCCCGUCAGGAAGAAGAUAAACAAAACAAACCAGAGAGGAAAGCAGCGUGGUUUCAGCAGUAAUGGCAAAAACAUCGUAAUAGAGGUUGGAUUACGGAACUAAAUAUCUAUCAAAAACUCCGCUGGAAGUAUCAAGAGAGUAGCUGGCUCACGAGGACCGAAGGAAAAGCCGCUGGGGCUUGUGGGAUACAAACCUCCUUCCUGCCACCGAAAAACCAUUGAUUUCUUCUUCUGGUCUGGGACAAAAGUGGAAACGCCCGGACCGGGGAGGCGGCGAACAAGUUUCCGCGUGGAGCUCGAGGACCUGUGCUCAACGAUGCCUCAGCCCAGCAUCAGUGGAAUGCACCCUCCGUUCGGGGAUGCUUUUCAGACCCACACUUUUGCUGACCAGGUGCUGACCAGCACAGACCUGUUGGCCAACAGCUCGGACCCGGACUUCAUGUACGAGCUGGACAGGGAUAUGAGCUGCAGACAAAGCCCCAGGGUGGACGUGCCCACGGCAGGAGACUGCAGAGAGCUGGAGGGGGUGGAGCAGGAGGCUCUGGACGGAGACCCCGCCUACAGCUCCACCUUCGAGCAGUGGGACUCGUACUGGGAGGACCUGACGCGCUACACGCGGCUGGCCAGCUGCGACAUCUGGGGCACCAAGGAGGUGGACUUCCUGGGGCUGGACGACUUCUCCAGCCCCUACCAGGACGAGGAGGUCAUAGGUCAGACGCCCACACUGGCGCAGCUCAACAGCGAGGACUCGCAGCCCGUCAGCGACGCGCUCUACCACCCCGACCUGCUGUUGGGGCAGAAGCCCCACCCCCACCCCGGCCCCGGCUCCGCCCCCGGCCCUGCCUCCUCGCACGCCAACAAGGCACCCGCCAGGCUUCUUGGGGCUGGCGCCUGCUCGUCCUCGGCCAGGAACCCCCUCCCGGAUUUCGCCGAGGGCUCCCAGAAGGCCACCUGGCCCGUGGCGUCCAGCACGGAGACCAUGUCCAAGGCCCAGGCCCUGGGCCCCAAGAUGGCGCCCCUCCCGUCUGACAGCAAGGACUACGUCCGCAAGGCCAGCGUCCGCGUUAGCAUGGCCCGCCGCCCUGCGCCCGCCGCCGUGCCAACCAGGCCCGCCCACCUCCCCGUCGGCCCGGUUUUCGCCGAGGGCGUCACGGAGACGGAAAUCGAUGCCGUCGUUACUGCCGUUGCCGUGGUUAAAGCCUCCGGUGCUGUGGUUGGGGAGAAGAAAUUGGAGAGGCCCCUCCUCUCGGAGGCCCCUGUUGACAUGGAGACCACCGUACCGCAGUCCGGGUCCCCCAAACUGUUCCCAGGGACGGGGGGGUGUCCCGGCCUAGUCCCCGCUGUGACCCUGGGACCCGAGGCCGGGCAGGACAAGAAGGAGGAGGAGCACAACUACUACCUUCUCCUCGCGCGGGGCAAACUGGUGGGAAAACAGGAGGCGGACGCCCAGGAGCCGGACGAGAGGGAGGAGGACGAGGAGGAUGAAGAGGAGGACGAGGAGGAAGACGAAGAGGAGGCCGAGCUGGACGAUGAGGGAUUCGGUAGCGAGCACGAGCUCUCUGAGAAUGAGGAGGAGGAGGAGGAGGACGAGGAGGAGGAAGACGAGGAUUAUGAGGGUGACAAGGACGAUGACAUGAGCGACACAUUUUCAGAAGCAGGGUGUGAGAAUGACAUGGCGGAGGGUGUGAAGAACCUGACGGCGGUGAUCUCGCGGAAGCGGGGGAAGAGGCGGUACUUCUGGGAGUACAGCGAGCAGCUCCCCUCCUGCAAGCAGGAGCGCAUGCUGAUGCCCUCCGAGUGGGACAGAGACACGCUGCCAAGCAACAUGUACCAGAAGGGAGGCCUGCACCACGGAAAGUACGCGGUGAAGAAAUCACGGCGCACGGAUGUGGAGGACCUGACGCCGAACCCCCGGAAGCUUCUGCAGAUCGGCAGCGAGCUGCGCAAACUCAACAAGGUGAUCAGCGACCUGACACCUGUCAGCGAGCUGCCGCUGACCGCCAGGCCCCGCUCCCGCAAAGAGAAGAACAAGCUGGCCUCCAGGGCAUGCCGGCUGAAGAAGAAGGCUCAGUACGAGGCCAACAAAGUCAAGCUGUGGGGGCUCAACACCGAAUACGAUCGACUGCUGUUUGUGAUCAGUGCCAUCAAAGAGGAGAUCGUCAGCAGGGUGGAGGAUGACUCCAGGGAUAAAGGAACAAACAUGGCUGACAGACUGGACCAGCUCAUCAGUGAAAAUCUUGUGAAGUCGCCGGUCGCGGGGCAGACCUCAGACUUCGUGAACCAGAUCCUGGAGUCCACCAGCAGGGGGGACCCCACGGGAGGGCUGGUGGGGCUCCGCGUCCCCACGUCCAAAGUGUAGAGGGGGGCGACCCGGAGGGUCCCCUGGAGAGGAUCGAGCCGUCAGCGCCAUUCGUGUUCCCAAAAACUGUAAAGGCGUCCCGUUUGUGCAUGCUCAUUCCAUCUAUAAGAUAUACCCCACAUGCCUAGUGUGAAUAUAUAUAUAUAUAUGUGUGUAUUUAUAUAUAUAUACAUGCCUUUUCAUGUGUUCGUAUAUUUAUAUUAUGCAACGAUGAGGAAAUGGAAAGAGUAGAGAUGUCUGGCGUACAGGUGUGAGGAGAGUGAUACCCUGUUUUUGCAUGUGGUUUGUAAACUUUGUCUAUGAGCCACCGGUUGCAAAUGUGAAACCAGCUAAAAGAACCCUUGUGUUCCCGAUAUUUUUCUUCAUUUAAACAAAAAAUCUUUUAAAAAAAAAAAAAAAAAACGAAAAAAAACAAACAUGCACACACACGCGCACUUAAAAACAUGGCAGUAGCAGAACAGCCAUGCUGCGUAAUAGUUGCCCCCCCAACGCAAAUUAUGAUUUGCUGCCAUUGCCCUGCAUGUGGAGUGAUAAACUUGACACAACAGAGAGGCAGGGCCAUUUUUAUUUUUAUUUUUUUCUUUUGUGAAUAUUGUAUGUCAGGUCACACCUGUCAAAUCUACAGCCAUGUUAGGAAUAAAAGAGUAAAAAAAUAUGUAGGUUACCACUGUCCAUUUUCCCGCCAAAGCAAACGGACGUUUUAUUGUGAACCCAGUAGCUGACCAACUGCAGCAGCAAGUACAAAUAUGUGAAAUGGUCAGAGGUGUGUAUCGGUUUUUAAUUCACAGUAGCUGGGGGGAAAAGAAAAAACAAAAAAUCACUGCUUUGCUAACGUUGGGGAUGUGUAUUGGGGAUGAAAAUUCAGCUGGCAAGCGGGUGGGUAUUCUUGCUGAAUUUGGUUCGGGAAUUCUGGAAGACUACUUGGUGAAGUUCCAUUGCCCUCUUACUGUUGGAGAACAGAGAGGAAUUUAAAGGGAGGACACUGAGGCUGAGAAUAAAAUGGCGGAUGCGUUCAAAAUUAUGAAACUGGAUAAUUCUGCCGACAGUUUUAUUGAAAUAUCACUGACGGGAAAUAUACAGUAGACUAUGCUAACAAAGUGGAAGGACAGUUUGAAGUUCCCCCAUUUGUGCUCAGUUUUGUAACCGUACAAAAAGUAAUAUUCAUCCGUGCCUUGUAUUUAAGAGAGGAGAAGAUUGCAGAGCUCCCAGAGGUUUUAGAAAGUGUACUUUUUUUCUCAGAAACUGAGAGCUAGAGAGGAACGCUUUGUAUAUUUUCUCGUUGUUUUAGCUCUUUAAGAUAUUAUGAAUGUACAUAGGGAUGCAGGAAAUGUUGGCUUGGGCCACAGAGUCUGUUCAUUGUAUCAUAAGAUGGCUCUAACAGAUGUUACUUUGGCUUUUGGUACUUUGCUGGUGGGGAAGGGGACUAAAAAGAAAAUAUAUGAACUAUAUAAAAAGAGAAAUAUUUGCACACUAUAUUUUGAUUGUUUUUUUUUUUUUUUGUACCAAAGAUGAAUGCAAUGAAAAAUGGCUACUAGCCAGUUUUAAGUAAAGGUUUUGCACAGCUUACCAGACACCGUAUUGAAUGUAAAAUAAAAAAAGAAAAAGAAAAAAAAAAGAAAUAAAAUCCAAAAAAAUCUAAUUUAAAAAAUAAAAUAAAAAGUGGUAGGGUCAGGGAUGUUCAUUGAACUGUGAAAUUUUGCUUAGGUCCAGUUAAACGCAGAAAGAAGCAUUCAUUCACGUCUUCUUCGGGUAUUCUGCAGUGCUGCUUGUCGGCUCUUCAAGCAGGCUGAUUAAUCGAGAAAAGAGUUUGGGAUUCUUCACCUGAAAUGUUUCGCUUUUGUUUUCCGAGUCUAGUAGGGAAAAGCUAAAUAUAAAGCAUUUAAUUAUAUGAUUUUAUUUAGCAUGUUGGUCAGACAUUACCACAAAUAACCAAAAGAUAUAGUAUUUGUAUAGUUUAUAUAUGUAACAGAAAAGGGUAUACAUACAUUUUAUAUAUGAGAAAUAUUAAGUACUGUAUGUGUAGUAUUUAUAAUAUGUGUAUAAGUAUAUUCAUAGACAUUCACACUCAGAAUUAGGUUACCACUUUCUCAGUUAAUGUCUUGUUAAGAAUGAUACACUUUGAACGAUCUGUCUUUGAGGAUAAAAAAGAUGUUUAAAAAGAGAAAAUAAUAAAUUUUAUAUAUUUUUGUA